Messenger RNA from Phoenix dactylifera (date palm), 2022 nucleotides. The record is from RefSeq and is a predicted model, not a curated record. NCBI's taxonomy places the organism in Eukaryota, Viridiplantae, Streptophyta, Magnoliopsida, Arecales, Arecaceae.
CCUUGCUUUGGAAGAUCUUAAACAAUUACUGAAGGAUCAGGGAUCUGAUCUGUUUAUUGCUUUCGGAAGUGCAGAAGAUGUCAUACUGAAACUUGUGAAUGAGGUUGCUACACAAGGCUUAUUGUGAUUUUAUGUCUGAAAAUGUGAAGGCUAGCUACAUAUUUGCAGAAGAGGAGGUAGAAUAUAAUCUUCAUAGUGUGAUGUCUCUUGUUCAAUCAUCUGUGUCUUCUGAACCAUUUGUAUGGGGAAACCCUGAGUUUGUCUUUUGGAGAACUCCAUUUUAUAAUGUUGGGAACCUGGAGGAACUACCUGCAUCAUAUCAUGACUUUCUGAAGUUGCAGUUAUCUCAAACCAUUCCAGUUGCAGCCCCAACCUUACCUAUAUUGGACAUGGAAGUGGACAGAGGUGCUCUUCCCAUAUUUGAUGAUGUAAAAAAGUACUUGCAAGGGAAACCUUGCCAAUCAGAUAAGUGCUGGAUUUCUCUUAAGAAAGUAUCAGCUGAAAGCAUUUUAAGGAAGGAGUGCAUCAGUCAAGCUGUGAUGAAAUCUGAUCCUAGUGAAAGCCUUAAAAGUAACGAAGGGAAGAAUAUAAUCUCAUCAACAUUAAACAAUGUCAAAAGCACAAAAAUUGCAAAAUCUGUGUUUGCAUCAGUAGAAGGAACUCAAGUAAGAGGUGGAACGAACAAUGUCUUGAAUGCCUUAGCUGCUUACUUGAGAUACCUGGAGGGCACUGCACGGGAUGAUUGGCAAGAGUUACAUGAGAAGUUACGGAAGGCUGAAUGUAGAAAAGGAGCUUCAUUUGGUGCUCUGUUUGGUUCUGCCCUUUAUCUUGGAACUAUAUCCAGGAGGAGAGUUUACUAUGAAGCUAUAAAAUAUGAGAGAGAACGCAAUGCAGGCUAUGUAUCACCAUUUGGAUACUCAGCACCUACUGUUGCAGCUGCAAUUGAUGCUGUUUGUUCGAUGGAGUGGUAUUGGCUCUUGGCUUUGAAAUGCCAAAAAUGCAAUGAAGGGAUAUAUCCUAUACGCAUUUGGAGUUGGAAAAGCUAUUUAAUUCAGUAUACAGUUGUCGGGCAUGAAGGUCCUGCAGUUCUUUUUGUUCAUGGUUUUGGGGCUUUUCUGGAACAUUUCCGUGACAAUCUAUCCAGCAUUGCUGAUGGUGGACAUCGGGUUUGGGCAAUCACACUUCUAGGUUUUGGGAAGUCAGAAAAACCAAAUGUCAUAUACACCAAACUUGUGUGGGCAGAGUUAUUGAGAGAUUUUAUCAUUGAUGUUGUGGGUGAACCAGUCCACCUUGUUGGCAACUCAAUUGGUGGCUAUUUUGUAUCUAUUGUGGCUGGUUUAUGGCCGGCUCUUGCAAAGUCUUUGGUUCUUUUGAACACUGCUGGUUCAAUUGUUCCAAGCUAUUCCUCUAUUCCAUUAGUAGAAGAAGGACAAACAUCAGGGCUUGCAUGGUUGCAGGCACGCCUCCUUUUGCUGUACCUUAGGUCAAGAGCUGGAAACAUUCUUAAGAAGUGUUAUCCAACUAAUACAGAGAGGGCUGAUGACUGGCUCAUUGGUGAAAUGCUUAGAGCUUCAUACGAUCCUGGUGUACCUAUAGUGCUGGAGAGCAUAUUAAACAUUAAUCUGUCAAUUCCUCUAAAUUAUUUAUUUGACUCCUUUGGUGGAAAAAUCUUAAUUAUACAAGGAAUGCGAGAUCCACUCUCCAAAUCCAAGUUAUUCUUGUCCAUGCUCAGAGAGCAUUGCAUCAGGGUCACAAUCAGUGAACUGGAUGCAGGUCAUUGCCCGCAUGAUGAGCUGCCAGCGGAAGUUAAUUCAAUCCUAAGUGAAUGGAUGAGUACAGCUGAAAGUUUCACAAAUACAGUUGAAGGAGCUAAAUCAUUUUAAUGUAGCUUGAGCUUUUAUUAGACAUUGCCUGACAUAUUUCAUUUCCUGAAAAGGUGAUUGGCCACUGAUAGGUAUUUCAUAAGGUGUUCACUACAUGACACAACAUUAAUAAUUAAUGAAAAAAUUCAGUUGCCGAAAA